GCCAUCUAAGGAACAUAGUAGUUGUCCGAAUAGGGGAUAUAAAGUAUAAAGUUCUUGUUAGCCAAUUUGCACUGACGAGAGAGAAUGUACAAGUGAGAAAGGCAGAAAUAGUAGGGAAUGUGGAUUUUUGGGAAUUAAAGUUUUCAAGAGCACAAAUUCUGACUUCGCUGCAAAGCCAGUCCUAAGAAUUUCAAGCCAAAUAUGUUCCUUUCAGAAGAUUCUAAACAUUUGUUAGCCGUUGAUGUAUGCAAGUUCCUGUGUAGGGCCACUCGUGCAUAAAAGCCGGGAUGAAUACGUAGAUGACUCUCGAAACCAAAACUUAAUUCAUUUCAUCCUUUCUCUGUUCAAAUAAAAUAAACUGGAGAAAGCAGUUUCAAAAAUGUCUAAUAAGCAGUCUUUCAAUGUCUGCUUUUGCUUCCAGAGAAAAUUUAGGCUCCGGAUGGCAGAGCCUCCUGAAGAUAUUAAGAACCUUUUUGAAAUUUUCGCGGAAAAUGGCAUCAUGACCAUCGAUGACCUGCAGUGUUUUCUGAUUGAGUUUCAAGGAGAAUCCAGUGCCACCAAGGAGGAUGCUCAGACCAUUUUCAAUAGUCUCAAGCAUCUCAACAUCUUUCAACGAAAGGGUCUCCACCUUGAUGCCUUCUUUCGAUAUCUCCUCGGUAACCUUAAUCCUCCUCUCUAUUCAAAGGUGCACCAUGACAUGAAUUCUCCAUUGGCUCAUUAUUUCCUAUUUACCGGCCACAACUCUUACUUAACAGGAAAUCAACUCAGCAGUAACAGUAGUGUACAACCGAUAAUUAACGCGCUGCUUCAAGGUGUUAGAGUUAUUGAAUUAGACUUGUGGCCGGGUUCUAAGAAAAAUACUGUGGAGGUUCGUCACGGAGGGACGCUUACAAGACCAGUGGACCUCAUCAAAUGUUUGCGUGCGAUCAAGGACAACGCUUUUGUUGCUUCUGAGUACCCUGUUAUCAUAACAUUUGAAGACCACCUACCUUCAAAUCUUCAAGCCAAAGUGGCAAAGAUGGUCACUGAGACAUUCGGUGACAUGCUGUACUCUCCUCAUUCAGAAUUCUUAAUGGAAUUCCCUUCACCGGAAUCAUUGAAGAGGAGGAUUUUGAUUUCGACCAAGCCACCGGAGUAUCAUGAAUCACAGAGACGGAGAGAUGAAUCUGGAUACACAAAUCAUCAGGAAAGGGAACAAGAUGAUGAAGAUGAAGAGGAGGAUAAUGCUACUCCGGAGUAUAAACAGUUGAUUGCGAUUCACGCAGGGAAGCCGAAAGGUGGAUUAGAUAUAUGGCAUAUCGAUCCAAUUAAAGUCAGACGUCUUAGCUUGAGCGAGCAAAAACUCGAAAAUGAAACAAAAAAUCAUGGAUCCGACAUUGUCAGGUUUACUCAGAGGAAUUUGUUGAGGGUUUAUCCAAAGGGUACACGUUUGGACUCAUCAAAUUAUAAUCCUAUGCUUGGAUGGAGUCAUGGAGCUCAAAUGGUGGCAUUCAAUAUGCAAGGACAUGGAAAGUACUUUUGGAUUAUGGAAGGAAUGUUCAGAGCAAAUGGAGGUUGUGGCUAUGUGAAAAAACCUGAUUUUUUGCUUGCUGUUGGCCCAAAUGAUAAGGUUUUUGACCCUGAUGAACCUUUUUUACCAGUGAGAACAACUUUGAAGGUAAAAGUAUACAUGGGUGAAGGAUGGCAUUCAGACUUCCACCAUACACACUUUGAUCUAUAUUCUCCACCGGACUUCUUCGUGAGGGUUGGAAUUGCUGGAGUCCCAAAGGACACAAUAAUGAUGGAAACCGAACCAAUAGAGGACCAAUGGGUACCAAUGUGGAACAAGGAGUUCAUCUUCCCAUUGACGGUUCCAGACCUGGCUGUGCUUAGAGUUGAAGUCAAAGAGUAUGACACUUCUGGGAAUCAUGACUUUGGUGGCCAAACAUGUCUGCCAAUCCCAGAGCUCAGAACUGGGAUCCGAGCUGUUCCUCUGCACAACAAAAGAGGUCAAAAGUAUAAAUCUGUGAGGCUUCUGAUGAGAUUUGAAUUUUACAAUGAGAAUGAGAUUUGAAUUUGACAAUGAGGAGUAAAUUAAGUGUGCUUACUCAUAAUAUGCUGUAUAUUCGAUGUUGAAUAUUACACACAGUAAACUUGCUGCUGCUAUAAAAAUAUAUGUCGUUGUAUCCGAAAUUAUGUGUUUGAUAUAUCCUAUUUCUACCCCCAA
Molecule: messenger RNA, 2206 nt
Organism: Malus domestica (apple)
Lineage: Eukaryota; Viridiplantae; Streptophyta; Magnoliopsida; Rosales; Rosaceae
Source: RefSeq, a predicted model, not a curated record